Messenger RNA from Recurvomyces mirabilis, 1554 nucleotides. RefSeq lists its product as uncharacterized. Bases 1 to 1554 code for a protein of 517 amino acids. The record is from RefSeq and is a predicted model, not a curated record. The transcript has a single exon. Lineage: Eukaryota; Fungi; Ascomycota; Dothideomycetes; Mycosphaerellales; Teratosphaeriaceae.
AUGGGCGCAGGACCUAGCACCUUGCAAGGCCACGAGAAAGUGCUCGCGACUGACAUCGUAGGCGACGAAUUCCCCUCCGGAGCAAGCUUCUUCCUCACGAACGGAGCCAGCGAUUUCAAACAUUGUCUCGCCGUGGAGCUGAACGGCAACUCAAAAUGUAAAGCCCUCAAGGACUCGCCCGACCGAAAAUGGAUCGCUGAAUAUGCUGGCAACGAUCGAUCCAAGAUAGCUUUCAAGAAUGUCGGCACAGGGAAGUACCUGUGUAUAGCGAAUGCCGCAUGGUCUAGCCAGACAAUGGCCUAUGGUGGCCCUGUCUAUCUGUACAUAUAUAAGACCGCAAAGGACAACACUUUCUGGUUAAGCACACCGCAGAGCCCGGACUGCUUCUUGUGUGCCUGGGAUAAUGUUCCCGACAUUGGCAAGGACGUUUGUAACUUUACCACUAGACACGGGAAGGGCUACGGCAAAGGGGUGGAGUUCUACAACGAGAACAAUGCAGCUCUAAGCUGGCAGCUGGAAUGGACACCCGAGUAUCAGAAACUCAAGGAGGCCACACCUGAGGGGCAGGCAGCUUCCGAGAAGCGCAAAGCUGUAGCAUUGCAAGAACCCAAGGCCGAGCAAGGCGUCUGCUGUGAUAAAUGCGGCGACAAGUGCCAAGUGUAUCAAGAAGCGUUCGCGGAGCUCGAACAGUUCAAAGGCCAGUACGGCGAUUGCAAGACUGCCAUGGCCGAGCUCCACGAUCGUGAGACGCAGCUCGAGCAGGCUCAGCAAGAUGCGCAAUAUAAGGACGUUGCGCAGAAAUCGCAAUUCAAGGAGUUGUUGGAACGAGAAGCGGAAUUGGAGAAGAAGCAGAACGAGCAAAAGGAACGCGAAAAGGAUCUGGCACGUAAAGAAGUUGCCAUAAAGCAGCAGGAGAUUGAGAUGCAGAAGCGUGAUCAAGAUCUUGACGCUCGCAAAAACGCUGUUCUUAAAGACGAAGCGCGUGCCAGACCUGCCCAAGCUGAUAAGGCUGCCAUCAAGAAGAGGCAGGAUGAGCAAGCGGCGCAUGCAAAGGAAGUGCAGAAAAAGAGUGAACAAGUGCAACAGGCGCGGCAGAAAGAGCAGGCAGAGCUUGCAAAGGUGAAGGCAGAGAAUGCCAAACUGCAGGACAGUGUUUCGAAACUGAAGAAAAAGGAUGCGCAGUCGUCCGGCGACUCCCAGGGCAGCGCGAAUCCUGCUGCCGACAUGGAGAAGGCCAGAUUACAAGCAGACCUGCAACAUGCCUUGGACAUGCUUGCCGAGAUGCAGCAGAAAGUGGAUCAGAAACCAGCUCCGGCUGUGUCAUCGGCGAGCUAUGGAUUCUCCAUUCCUCCACCGGUAGCGAGGAUGCCGCCAUCGACGCUAGGGCGGCCAUUGACGAGAAUGCCAGAGUUCACGACCAGUCCUCCUGCGCAGCAGAUGCCUGAAUUUGUGAUGAAGCAUCAGAUCGAGCAGCCCAAGAAUACCUUGCCGCAGAUGCUCGCCACGGGCCUUGGUAGGUCGGUUGCGAAGCGCGAGACUGCGCAGGCGAGUUGA